UUCCUGUGAAACGUGAGCGUUUCCGGUUAUCUAUUGUUGACGGCUACUAUUUAACUCGGAGGGCUGCUGCUGCUGAUGUAGGUUCGUCAAAACUUUCUGAUCGGUGUCGGAUAACCCCUCGCAGCUGCAGCAUGUCUCAGGCCCGGGUCACGGAUUUCUUCUCCCAGAGGAAGAAGGGCAUCUCCGGUCCUGUGAAGCCGUCCAAGCAGCGGAGCAGCGCGGUCCUGCAGCGUGGAUCUUCACGGCUUAGCACAAGGUCCGUAUCCUCCAAAAACAAUGACUACUCGCUCUGCUCGUCCUCCGUUCAUGAAGAGUUCGUUCGAGUUAUCGACGAGGCCGUGGGAAUAAACGAGGGAGAGUGUGCUAGCAUUAGCACCGGGAAGAACUCCCUCUCCAGUCCCAGGACACCAAAGCGGACCUCGGCCGACUGUGAGUUCGACCUCGGGUCUGCCGUGUUUUCAGCCACUGCCGACCACAGCACAGCCAAGAAACGAAGACAAGGAGAGGCUGCCAGAGACCCCAGACCCAACCUUCAGGACAAAACAACGACGAAGAGAGCCAGGAAGAAACUGAUCCUGCCCCAGGACACCCCAGAGGCUGUAGUCCAGUCCCUGCCCAGGAAGGUAACCGAUCUGCCUUCAGCUCCUCCAGUCCUUGAAUCCGGUCAGAACCAUGUUGACCCCAAAACCAGCAGCUCUCCCCUGCAGGAUGAGGCCACCAAGACCAGUGGAGGAAAGACCAGCACGGCCCUGUCCAAAGAUGGCAUUGCAGCGCUCAAAGCUCGCCUUCAGAGGAUCAAGAAACAUGCAGACGAGAUGGCCAGUGCUACUGUCGAUGCCACAUCCUCUCCUCCUGCAUCCCCAGCUGACACGGCACCUAAAAAGAAAGCUCCCCAGAAAGAUGCUCUCCUCUUGUCUGACGCCAAGGCCCUGCAGCUCACUGUGGCACGAGCCAGCGAGCUUGCAGCUAAAGCUCUGAGGAGGAAGGAAGAGAGAGAGGCAGAAGAGAGCAAGCAGAGUGAGACACAGGAAUGUACGGAGCAGGCAGCAUACCAGCGCUACCACAACCUUGCCCAGCCAGUACCCCCAGGCCUCUCCCUGCCCUACCAGUACAAGGUUUUGGCUGAGAUGUUCAGGAGUAUGGACACUGUGGUCGCUAUGCUGUACAACCGCUGUGAGACGGCAACCUUCACCAAGAUCAAGCAGGGAGUUCAGGACAUGAUGCACAAGCGGUUUGAGGAGAGCCACGUGGGUCAGAUAAAGACGGUGUUUCCUGAGGCGUACACGUUAAGACAGGAGAAGAACAUCCCAAACUUCAACAACAGCGUAAAGAAGGGCAGUUACCAGCUCACUGUGGAGCCAGUCCUUCCUUCAGACAACAAUGAAGCUCGCCCUAUCCUGUCAGCCUCUAACCUCCUCAACAGACGGCACAUCUUCCACCAGAACCUGGUCUCCAUUGUUAAACAGCAUCAUAAGGUCUUCCUGUCUUCUUUGGUCCCCCCCGUGUCUGUUCCAGAAGACAAACUCACUCGCUGGCAUCCUCGCUUUAAUGUGGACACGGUGCCAGCGGUCCAAAGCAGCUCGCUGCCUCAGCCGCCUCACACGGAGAAGCUGGCCACAGCUCAGGAGGUGCUUGACAAGGCCCGCUCUCUGAUUACACCAAAGAUGGAGAAGGCUCUGGUUUCACUGGCUCUGAAAACACCAGAUAAAGCUCCAGAGAGUAAAGAACCAACAUCUCCACAGAACCCAACAGCUGCCCCUUCCGCUCAGCUUCCAACAGCCCUGAAAGGGGUUUCCCAGUCCCUGCUGGAAAGGAUCAGAGCAAAGGAGGCCCAGAAGCUUCAGGCUGCCAUGACACGAAACUCUGUCCAAGAGGAGCGCCUGCUGAUGAUGUCCAGGCUCCCUGAGCUGGCCAGGAUCCUUCGAAAUGUUUUUGUGUCAGAAAAGAAGCCAGCCCUAAUUAUGGAAGUAGCCUGUAACAGGAUGGUGGCCAGCUACAGAUCUGCUCUCAGCACAGGUGAAAUGGAGAAACAUAUCCGACUGCUGGCAGAAGUGGCAGCUGAUUGGCUGACGAUUCAUCCAAUCAGGAAGGACUUUUACCUGAAGUUGAACAAGACCAUGGAGUUGAACAUUGUCGUGGACAAACUGAGCGACAGACUCAGAGAAGAAGAGAGACUGUAACGGACAGAGUAAUGGAAUCACGCCUAAGUGAUGUGGAGGCAGCGUCACACGGAUCUAAGCUUUAGCUGCACAGACUUUCAACAGACUGAACCCUGAUGGUUUAAAUAUUUCAGAUCCGGCCCCAGUCCGAGGACCCCCAUUUUGUUAAAUCCAGGGGCUACAUGGACCCCACCUUUGCUUGGCAGAAGUGCCGUCCUCCUGUGGGCCAAGAAGGUUGCAUUAGCCAGACUUCUGUCAUAGGGAUGUGUUUUUUUUUACAGUGUAGUUGUGUACAGGUUUGACACUAGUCUUUUAAAAGUCAUUUUCCAGUGGAGAACAGCUGAUGAUGAAGGUUUACAUUUUAAAGGUCUCCAUUUGAGAAUGUUCAAGAAAAACAAGUAUUUGUGGCAACCUGCUGCUUUUUUUUUGUCAACGGCAACAAUUUUAUUAAAACCAGCAAUCUUUAAAAAAGAAGGAGUGAUUGAACUAUUUAUCACAGUAACACAGCCAGGGUAUUUUUUCAGUCGUCAUCUUUGGUAAAGGAGUAGGCAGGAAAGAAAUGUUAAAAUAUACCACUUGUGAUGUUCUGUUUGGUUCUUUUGGUUGGUUUUCCCAGAAUUUCUACCUUUACAAUUUAUAAAGAUGAACAGAAUUUAAUUCUUGUGCUUGAAAUGUAAUUAUGACCUUUUAUUCUCAAUCACCUCUCUUUAAAUGAAGGGACAUCAAAAAAAUGUUACCUAUA
Molecule: messenger RNA, 2901 nt
Organism: Cheilinus undulatus (humphead wrasse)
Lineage: Eukaryota; Metazoa; Chordata; Actinopteri; Labriformes; Labridae
Gene: cdt1
Product: chromatin licensing and DNA replication factor 1
Exons: 10
Coding region: 132-2180 (682 amino acids)
Biological process (GO): mitotic cell cycle; regulation of DNA-templated DNA replication initiation; DNA replication checkpoint signaling
Cellular component (GO): nucleus
Molecular function (GO): DNA polymerase binding; DNA binding
Source: RefSeq, a predicted model, not a curated record